CCUUCCACCCCUCCCCCACCCAAACCACAGGACACACACACACACACACACACACACACACACACACAGUAUCUGAGCCUCUUUAGUUUAGUUUCUCUUUUACCGAGCAUCUUGUCGCAGAUCAUUUUCUCCAUCUGAAGGUGAAGGUAGAAAGUGUGUGUGAGCUGAUGUGGAUGUGAAUGGAGCAGCAUGAAUCAGAGUGAGGACAGAGAGGAGGGAGUCCCUCCCUCUAAAACCACUCUGUGUGGGGAACAUGAGAGCCAGACCAAAGCUCAGAGUCCAGAGCAGCAGCACUCACCACACUCUGCUGGACCUGGACCUGGACCUGGACCCAGCUGUGUGUCCAUGAAGAGCAACAAGUCAAUGGAUCGUCCUCAGAACUUUAGAAAGUCUGUUGAUGGAAGUUUCAGGAUCCAGCAGCAGAGACCAGACUCUCCUGAACCCAGCUGUCUGUCUUUAAAGAGUGACCGGUCAAAGAACUGGUUGAUUGAGUUUAAAGGCCGACGUCCAUCAGCUGAUCAGAUAGUGGACCAGGAGAGCUCAGAGGUUCCCAGUGGUCAGUCUGCCCAGCAGCAUCAAACACACCUGGACUCCAUAUUUAUGCUGCUGGAGAAGAACAUCGUCACUUUUGUGAAGAACGAGCUGAAGAAGAUCCAGAAGGUUCUGAGUCCAGAUUACCCAGAAUGCUUAGAGAGUCAGAGGGAGGAUGAGGAGGUGUUGGACGGUGAGGAUGAAGAGCAGAGGAGCAGCAGAGAGGAGUUUCUGAAGAUCACACUGAACUUCCUGAGGAGAAUGAAGCAGGAGGAGCUGGCUGACUGUCUGCAGAGCAGACACGUUGCUGCAGUUUGUCGACGUAAACUUAAAUCUAACCUGAAGAAGAAGUUCCAGUGUGUGUUUGAGGGGAUCUCUAAAGCAGGAAACCCAACCCUUCUGAAUCAGAUCUACACAGAGCUCUACAUCACAGAGGGAGGGACUGGAGAGGUCAAUGAUGAACAUGAGGUCAGACAGAUUGAAACAGCAUCCAGGAAACCAGACAGACCAGAAACAACCAUCAGACAAGAAGACAUCUUUAAAGCCUCACCUGGAAGAGAUGAACCAAUCAGAACAGUGAUGACAAAGGGAGUGGCUGGCAUUGGGAAAACAGUCUUAACACAGAAGUUCACUCUGGACUGGGCUGAAGACAAAGCCAACCAGGACAUACACUUCACAUUUCCAUUCACUUUCAGAGAGCUGAAUGUGCUGAAAGAGAAAAAGUUGAGCUUGGUGGAACUUGUUCAUCACUUCUUUACUGAAACCAAAGAAGCAGGAAUCUGCAGGUUUGAAGAGUUCCAGGUUGUGUUCAUCUUUGACGGUCUGGAUGAGUGUCGACUUCCUCUGGACUUCCACAACACUGAGAUCCUGACUGAUGUUACAGAGUCCACCUCAGUGGACGUGCUGCUGACAAACCUCAUCAGGGGGAAACUGCUUCCCUCUGCUCACCUCUGGAUAACCACACGACCUGCAGCAGCCAAUCAGAUCCCUCCUGAGUGUGUUGACAUGGUGACAGAGGUCAGAGGGUUCACUGACCCACAGAAGGAGGAGUACUUCAGGAAGAGGUUCAGAGAUGAGGAUCAGGCCAGCAGGAUCAUCUCCCACAUCAAGACCUCACGAAGCCUCCACAUCAUGUGCCACAUCCCAGUCUUCUGCUGGAUCACUGCUACAGUUCUGGAGGAUGUGUUUAAAACCAGAGAGGGAGGAGAGCUGCCCAAGACCCUGACUGAGAUGUACAUCCACUUCCUGGUGGUUCAGACCAAACUGAAGACCAUCAAGUAUGAUGGAGGAUCUGGGACAGAUCCACACUGGAGUCCAAAGAGCAGGAAGAUGAUUGAGUCUCUGGGAAAACUGGCUUUUGAGCAGCUGCAGAAAGGAAACCUGAUCUUCUAUGAAUCAGACCUGACAGAGUGUGGCAUCGAUAUCAGAGCAGCCUCAGUGUACUCAGGAGUGUUCACACAGAUCUUUAAAGAGGAGAGAGGACUGUACCAGGACAAGGUGUUCUGCUUCGUCCAUCUGAGUGUUCAGGAGUUUCUGGCUGCUCUUCAUGUCCAUCUGACCUUCAUCAACUCUGGAGUCAAUCUGCUGUCAGAAGAACAAACAACCUCCCUGUGGUCUAAACUGUUUAAAGACAAACCUGAACCAACACUUUUCUACCAGAGUGCUGUGGACAAGGCCUUACAGAGUCCAAAUGGACACCUGGACUUGUUCCUCCGCUUCCUCCUGGGCCUUUCACUGCAGACCAAUCAGAUUCUUCUACGAGGUCUGCUGACACAGACAGGAAGUGGCCGAUGGACCAAUCAGGAAACAGUCCAGUACAUCAAGAAGAAGGUUGUAGAGACUCCCUCUGCAGAGAAAAGCAUCAACCUGUUCCACUGUCUGAAUGAACUGAAUGAUCGUUCUCUAGUGGAGGAGAUCCAACAGUCCCUGAAUUCAGGACGUCUCUCCACAGAUAAACUGUCUCCUGCUCAAUGGUCAGCUCUGGUCUUCAUCUUACUGUCCUCAGAAAAAGAUCUGGACGUGUUUGACCUGAAGAAAUACUCUGCUUCAGAGGAGGCUCUUCUGAGGCUGCUGCCAGUGGUCAAAGCCUCUAACAAAGCUCUACUGAGUGGCUGUAACCUCUCAGAGAGAAGCUGUGAAGCUCUGUCCUCAGUUCUCAGCUCCCAGUCCUCUAGUCUGAGAGAUCUGGACCUGAGUAACAACAACCUGCAGGAUUCAGGAGUGAAGAUGUUGUCUGUUGGACUGGAGAGUCCACACUGUUCACUGGAGACUCUCAGACUGAGUGGCUGUAACCUCUCAGAGAGAAGCUGUGAAGCUCUGUCCUCAGUCCUCAGAUCCCAGUCCUCUAGUCUGAGAGAUCUGGACCUGAGUAACAACAACCUGCAGGAUUCAGGAGUGAAGAUGUUGUCUGUUGGACUGAAGAGUCCACACUGUUCACUGGAGACUCUCAGCCUGUCAGGUUGUCUGAUCACAGAGGAAGGCUGUGCUUCUCUGGUCUCAGCUCUGUGCUCCAACCCCUCCCAUCUGAGAGAGCUGGACCUGAGCUACAAUCAUCCAGGAGACUCAGGAGUGAAGCUGCUGUCUGCUGGACUGAAGGAUCCAGACUGGAGACUGGACACUCUCAGGGUGGAGCCUGGUGGAGUCCAGUGUUUGAGACCAGGUCCAUGGAGGUAUUCCUGUCAACUCACAAUCGACACAAACACAGUGAACACAAAACUCAAACUGUCUGACAACAACAGGAAGGUGACACGUGUGAGAGGGUAUCAGUCAUAUCCUGAUCAUCCAGACAGAUUUGAUCAGUGUCCUCAGCUGCUGUGUAGAACUGGUCUGACUGGUCGCUGUUACUGGGAGGUCGAGUGGAGAGGAGAGGUUUAUAUCUCAGUGAGUUACAGAGGAAUCAGAAGGAAAGGAGACAGAGACUGUUUGUUUGGAAUGAACGAUCAGUCCUGGAGACUGUUCUGUUCUGAUGUUGGUUACUCUGUCUGUCACAAUAAGACAGGUACAUCCAUUUCCUCCUCCUCCUCCUCCUCCUCCUCUGUCUCUAACAGAGUAGCAGUGUAUGUGGACUGUCCUGCUGGCUCUCUGUCCUUCUACAGAGUCUCCUCUGACUCUCUGAUCCACCUCCACACCUUCAACACCACAUUCACUGAACCUCUGUAUCCUGGGUUUACAGUCUGGUCUGGUUCCUCAGUGUCUCUGUGUUGAGUGUAGCAGAGAGAGUCUCCUCCUGUUAGAGAUCAGUCCAGUCCAGGAUCACAGCAGCUGAUGUUAUUUAGUACCAACCUGAUCUCUGGCUGGUUUUAACUGCAGAGUGUAAACCCAACAUGUUUUCCACAUGAUUGACAGUUUGACUGUAAAAUGAAUCAAAUGAACAGAGUCCAGUUGUUGUUGUUUUCUGACAGUAAAUGACUGGGAGGUUGAAAUCUCUAUCACUUAUUGUCCCAAAGGACAACAAUGAAACCAUUUGUACUGUACUCAGUAUUAAAGAACUAUUAGUGCAGACCACUUUAUAGAAAACUUUUAAAUUUAAUUCUGACUUGAUGUCAGGUUCAGCUUUGUACUGAGGCUGCAGCUGAAAUUAUUGUCAGGAUGAAGUUAAUAGUCAACACAACAGCAUUACAUUCAUUAUACGUCCUUACAUCUCGAAUUACAAAUUAGAUUUUCAGAAGAUUUAUCAACCCUGACUUCCCUUAAUAACCUGAAUUAAACCAGAGGAGGUUAAACUCUUGCUCUGCUCCUCCUGAGGCACUGCAGCGUUGCAACACUCCGCAACCUUACACGUAAAUGCAGCAUCGGAAAAUUCUCAUAUCUUGAGCACAGUUAUCUGAUCUGUCCAAGAAGCAUUGACAGGACACAUGUUAAUGAAAUAUAAAGAUUAUUGUGGAUGAUUUGCUGUUUUAUGAGUUGUCUGACCCCUACUGACCCCCGAUGUAACACCCUCUUCAACCCAAAAUUAGUGCGUAUAUGCAGGUUUUUUUAAACGCAGGUAAACCCACUAAGAAAAGACAAUUUCCACAAAUUCCCACAAAUAAUGUUUUUAACUUAAAUAGCACAAUCAGAAGCACAGGAGACGAGGUCUUCUCCUCAGUACGUGUUAAUGCAUCCAAUUUCCUUUUGUCGUCUCAGGACUUUUACAUUUGGGUGCUGCUGCUUCACCAGUUUCUUAAGGAAAACCCUACAAUCGUGGUACGUGCAAGACAGAGAAAUAUUAAUUAUCUAUUGACUGCAGGCUGUGUCACACUUGACAUGUGAUGUAUUUAUCUAAGUGCCCACUAGAUGGCAGUAAAGGUAUACUGUAUAGAAGCACUGUGUUGUGCACAACACUGGUUUCUAUAUAAACUGGCUGAGAGCCUUUCUGUUGUCAAGGGGCAUUUACUUCUUACUUACUCAAAGACUGAGGGUGGUAACCUGUUAUUUCCUGUUUUCAAAUUUUUUAAAACUAUAUUUAUUAGUUUUCUAUUUCUAUUUUUUAAAAUUUUCACUACAUUUUUUUAAAAAUCUCAAUUUAUAUUUGGUGCUGCUGUAACAAAGUAAUUUCCUGUCAAGGAUCAAUAAAGUAUUAUUCUAUUGUAUUCUA
This is a messenger RNA of Lates calcarifer (barramundi perch), 5107 nucleotides long. RefSeq names its product NACHT, LRR and PYD domains-containing protein 3. Gene Ontology annotation, molecular function: protein binding. The coding region runs from base 190 to 3735 and encodes 1181 amino acids. The record is from RefSeq and is a predicted model, not a curated record. The transcript has 12 exons. Lineage: Eukaryota; Metazoa; Chordata; Actinopteri; Centropomidae.